GCCAACUACUUUGCCGGUAGUUUUCAGAUAUCAUGGAGGUUCCACAACUGUUCGUGUUGGUGGUGGCGCUGGCGUCGGCUUCGGUCGCGCAGCAUUACGGCCCGCCAGCACCGCCGCCACCGCCCGUAAGUGCCGACGCCGCAGGGAGCCCGUCGCUCAGGAAAUGCAAACCGGGAGAGCUCGUUCCUGGGCCUACGUGCUCGUCCUUUUACAUGUGCGUCGGUAGUAUCGGUGGAAGCGAAUAUGCCACAAGAAAGGUCAAGUUCGAGUGCGCACCCGGCACGGUGUUCAGCGAAGGCCUCGGCAUUUGUGUGCACGCUUAUGGCUCCAACUGCUUAUCUGGUUCUUCUCUUCCUUUACCGUCCCUUGCUCCUCUUCCCGUCCCUGCCCCUACCCCUGCUCCUCUGCCUCCCCCCGGUCCUCCUGCGCCCGUGGGACCCCCGGCGCCCGCUCCAGCCCCUGUCGGCCCGCCUACGUGUCCUCCCUAUGAGCUGGACCCUACGACAGUGUAUGAAUGUAUUGAGCCCGGGAGUUUUCCAUCGCUAGCUGACUGUUCCCGAUUCUACAAGUGCAUCGUGACUAUGGAUUGCAUUAUCAAAGGGUUCAUGUUCCGGUGCCCCAAGGGCUACCUCUUCGACACGGGGGUCCGCCGAUGCCACAAGGAGGAGCUGGUGGGCAUGUGCGACCGCGUGGCCGACGCCGCCGGGCAGAGCAUCGUGGUGAAGCCCGUGGUGGAGCUCGACCCCGACAGCCUCGACCAGUUCUUCGAGGCCGACUUCUACUGGGACUUCAUGACGUUCCUGCCCAACGAGACGCAGCGGAUCGUGUCUCAGCCGUCCAGCUUUUCGCGCGGCGCCGCCCCGUCGCAGCUGAUCAGACUGGGAGGGAACUGAGAAGCGCGCGGCACGAAUGGAGGGGAAACGCAGGGAGAAGAGGCAUGCUUUAUUUCGAGUAAUAUGUGUCUGUUUUCAUGUGAGAUUUACGGAAUAGAAACGCGGCAACGUUGUUAUCUUUGCAUUUCGCUGGUAACACGAUUGAAAUGAACGGUCGUCACGCCCUAAUUUUCCCAGACAAAGUGAGAUUCUGGGAUUGUUUCAUGAGUCGUGGUAGUUUUCGUAUGUAUCUCUCUAUUUUUGCAUGUUUUAUACUACUUUUCUGUCAGUAUUUGAAACUACAAGACACUGUACUUGAAUUCUGCAUAUUUUACCUGCCAAUGAUAUUUUUCUGUGUGUUAAUACGAAAUAGAGGCAUUUUAGGUAGAAUUUUUGUAAAUGAAUUGUCCACACUGCUGAUGCCGGCAUUAUUGUGCUUUAUGUUACUGUAUUUCUUAUAUUUAUAAUUGUUAUUGUUUUCCAAUUGGUAGUACAUAACUGAAUAAAAUGAGAUAAAUAA
Molecule: messenger RNA, 1392 nt
Organism: Penaeus indicus
Lineage: Eukaryota; Metazoa; Arthropoda; Malacostraca; Decapoda; Penaeidae
Exons: 6
Coding region: 33-893 (286 amino acids)
Cellular component (GO): extracellular region
Molecular function (GO): chitin binding
Source: RefSeq, a predicted model, not a curated record